This is a messenger RNA of Daphnia pulex (common water flea), 1588 nucleotides long. It is a transcript of the gene Fpps, whose product is annotated as farnesyl pyrophosphate synthase-like. The transcript has 7 exons. Gene Ontology annotation, molecular function: dimethylallyltranstransferase activity; (2E,6E)-farnesyl diphosphate synthase activity. Gene Ontology annotation, cellular component: cytoplasm. Gene Ontology annotation, biological process: trans, trans-farnesyl diphosphate biosynthetic process. The record is from RefSeq and is a predicted model, not a curated record. The coding region runs from base 170 to 1408 and encodes 412 amino acids. Lineage: Eukaryota; Metazoa; Arthropoda; Branchiopoda; Diplostraca; Daphniidae.
AAAGCAGAUAGCGCGCGAUCUCUGUCGACUGCUUUUGUUUGUCGACUUCGUUUGAAUAAAGAAAAUUGUCUAGACAUAGUUCAAUUACUUUUUCAAUACCCUGAUUUUUCCUAAUUUGUGUUAACUAUUAAGUUUCUUCUUCACACUAACAAUUUAUCACUUGGUUAAUAUGAUUAACAUCAGAUUUUACAUACUUGUAAGGACUGGAGCCAUGUGUCAAAACCGGAUGCUUCGUUCAAACCAGUUAAUAACUAGCACCCCAAAACUCUUAAGAAAGUUUCACUCGUCUAAAUCUAGUUCAGUUCUCCGUCGUCCCUCAAGCAACGAACAAGAGAUUACGGAACGAUUGAACAAUCUACUAGUCAUGACUUCUUCGUGCAAAAUUAAGGAUCAGUUUCACAAAUUCUUCCCAGAAAUUUUGAGAUGUUUGAAGAGCUCAUCAACCUUAAGUGAAUUGCCAUCGAUGCAACAAUGGAUUGAAAAGAUUGUCGAAUAUAAUUUGAAAGGGGGGAAAAUGAAUCGUGGUCUGGCUGUUGUGGAAAGCUUCAUGAUUUUCAAAAAUGACCAAAUUUCAGAUCAAGACAUAGAAAUAGCAAUAGCACUUGGUUGGGCUGUUGAAAUGUUGCAGGCAUUCUUCCUUGUCGCAGAUGAUAUCAUGGAUGAUUCUCUCACGCGAAGAAUGAAACCUUGUUGGUAUCGUACGAACAAUCUAGGUGUUAAGGCUUUCAAUGAUUCUAUACUGUUGGAAAGCCUAAUAUAUCAGAUACUUUCGUCAUAUUGUAAAGACCGGCAUUACUAUCUUCCUAUAUUGGAACUGUUCCAUGACGUUACAAUGAGGACAUCUCUUGGCCAAGCUAUGGAUUUGCACUCAACUCCAGAUCCAAACCAAUCUCCUGAUCUAAGCAAAUUUACAAUGAAAACAUACGAUGCUAUAGUAAAGUAUAAAACCGCAUAUUACUCCUUCUACUUACCUGUAGCCAUUGCUAUGCGUUUGUCGGGAAUCCAGGAUGAACGUCUUUUUAAGCAAGCGGAAGAUAUUCUAUUACCCAUGGGGCGAUUCUUUCAAGUACAGGACGAUUAUUUGGACUGUUUUGGUGAUCCUGAAGUAACGGGUAAAAUCGGCACCGAUAUUGAAGAUGGAAAAUGCUCAUGGCUAAUUGUAACAGCUCUACCUUUGUGUGAUUCAGCUCAGCGACAGUUGAUUGAAACGCACUAUGCCUCAAAAGAUCCUUCAUCCGUGAAGCUGGUGAAGUCGUUAUAUCAACAAUUGGGCAUCCCGAAGUUAUACAUUGAAUAUGAAGAAAAUAGUUAUAAGCAGUUAACUCAAAUGAUAGAAGGAAUCAAGCAACAACUUCCUACGUCCGUAUUCCAAGGAUUUAUGGAGAAGAUUUACAAGAGAUUAAAUUGAAGGACGUAAUACGGUAUCUUGAUUAACGUCAAUUGGUGCACUGCGCUUUCCGAACGCGUUACGAGACAUCGACAUUAGAAUGACAGCCGUUUGGCUUGUUAAAUUCUGACAAAUCGUCGUAGUCAAUGAAGCCAAAUUUAUUACUUAGCGCGACAGAAUAUACUGGUAGUUUAUCAUGAA